GCAGUCCGCGACUGAUGCCGUUGUUCUACUCUCUCCAUAUCCCUUGUACUCGGCGGGUACUCCUUGGGUUUCCACGAUGCCUUCAUUCUGGUGUUAGCUACAAAAGUGAAAAGUUUCUGAGGCGUAGCGGUGUGUUCCACACACUCAAGGCAGGCAAAGGAAGCUCCAGUGAACAGGUUAGGCAACAAGCUGAGAGGGAAAUGCAACAUUUUUGGGAGAAAAACAUUAAUGAAAAGCGCCCUUGGUCUCCACACUUGCAAAUAUAUUCUCCUCCUGCUGUUAUGCGUUUUUCAUUUCUCCAUCGAGCUACAGGAAUUGCCAUGGCUAUCGUUUGGGCAAGUGUUGGUUGGGGCGCGUUUUGGUUUACGGGCCACUACGAUUCCAUGCUUGAUUACAUUCGCAACUUGCAGUUGGGACCAGCCGUCAUUGCCGGUUGCAAGUUCGUGUUGUGUUAUCCACUAGUUUAUCACUAUAUGAACGGUAUGCGACACUUGGAAUCAGUGAAGAACUCCUCUCCUUCCCAUGGAUUGUUGCAAAUAUCUUUACCAAGGUGUGUCGGAAUCACACCUCGGACGAACGAUGUUAUUUUUACUGGUUUUCGAACUCCGGCGGACAUGAACGUGGUGUUCUUUGGCGGGGAUGUUCAGGAUUUUGAGCUGAAUAUGUUAUCUAGUUCUGCGAGAAGGAAGUAUAUUCAAUGGAGUCUGGAAGCUACUGGACGCUUACUUAGUCGGCGCUUUAGUAGCUUGUUUGCUUCUGUUCAUGUGUGGGUCAUUCGACCGUGCGCAUGGGUUUCCGAAGUUUUUGCCAGCUACUCCAACUUCGUCGUGGUGGAUGUCGAUGGUAAUCCCGUUUUCAACAGAACGCGUCCCACAUCCUGUUCGACAAUUGAGCAUCUGGCUGCUCUACUAAUCGAUGCCUGCGGGCGAAUUCGUGAAGUUGAUCCAUCAAUUGACGUGGAUUUUACACAACACCCCAUAAGCUUGAUUGGGUUCAGCAAGGGGUGUUGUGUUUUGACGUCUUUACUCUACGAGAUGUCUACCUGUCACCUGUUCUCUAAUCUUCCGCCGAAGUAUACAACGUCCUUGACAGAUACGGCCGACAGUGUUAUCUCUCGUGUUCGUUCAAUGUACUGGCUGGACUCUGGCCAUUCCGGAGUACAACAUCAGUGGCCUGUCUGCAUCGAUCGCUUAUCUGCCUUGGAUCCCCAUAAGUGCCCUCUUUUUCGCAUAUUCGCAACACCAUAUCAGCUGAUGGAUGACCGUCGUCCAUGGAAAGCACAAGACUAUCAAUCUUUCAUCACUUUCCUGGAUCAGCUCCACCUACCUCACUCUCAUUCAGAGUUGUUUUUCGAAGACGCGAAACAUGCAAAGAAAAAUGCGGCACGCACGCCAUUCGAUUUGCAAACUCAUUUUUCCUUACUAGAACACUUUGACCCUUAAUUGCACCCGUGGCACGAACAAACUCGAGUUCUCUGUCCUUUGAAACAUCCCCAGCCAUCAGCAUCUAACGGCAUCCCGUCUAGCACUUUCUACCACGUUUUGGUCACCAGAACAGCAACAGGGACGUGGCCACUGGAGAAUGUUAGUUUCAGCACUAUACCAAUGUUGCGUGCACCAGUUCCAUACUUGAAUAAACAACCAUCCUUCUUGUUACCGGUACAUUAAGCUGAAGAGAUGUUCGAUCAGGAGCCUCUCUCGGUGGAACUUGGAAUCUUUUGGAGUCGACACCUUUUGAUAGCUCAUGUGAUGAGAACUGGUCACCACUUCACUUCAUCCAGUGACUUCAAUUCAGGGUUAUAUCUUCUGUGUCACCGUCUCUAUGCGUAUGCGACUACUAGCCCACAGCAUAUUUUACUCUUUGGAUGAGAGGUUGACGAUAAUCUUGAACAACUUUUGGUGUGGUAUCGUUACGCAUUUCACACACGGUGGACAUUAUUGCACUUUAGCCUCCCCAUUUAUUGGGUCCACUCCAAAAAGUGGUCGAUGUCUACGUAACCUCACAGGUCACUCCUUUAAAUUUGAUGAUGCUUAUUCCACACUGAAAGUUCCUGGCCCCUUGUUCCCUAUUUUUGCCUAACUAUUUCCGUGAAAAAACACGAAACCUACCACCAGAAUGGUAGAAUCAUGAUUCCCCUGGUUCUCCUCUUCUGUCGCCAAUCAUAUGUUGCCCACCGCUGCUUCUUCACUGGUUCUUGUUAUCAAUACAUGCAUUUGUAUUUCAACAAGACCGUUCCUACACUUUUGUGCAGUUGACAUCACAGUCAGUUUAUCAUACUCGAACUCUGGUGCCCAACCGUUACUAGCUCAUAUUUGGGAUAAAAGCUUUAAUGCCGUAACCUCAUCGCAUUACUAUAUUUGGAGUGUACACUAUCAGGAUCUGCC
Molecule: messenger RNA, 2384 nt
Organism: Dicrocoelium dendriticum
Lineage: Eukaryota; Metazoa; Platyhelminthes; Trematoda; Plagiorchiida; Dicrocoeliidae
Source: the annotation of a GenBank genome assembly